GUGGCUCCAUUCGUCUCGUUCGCCGUCUCGAAUUUGUCUGCUGCACCAUGGCCGAGCUUCCCACCCUCCUCCUCGCCUCUCUGAACCCAUCCUCCCGCAAGCAGGCGGAACAGAGCCUCCAAUCACUCAGCGUUCAGCCCGGCUUCCUCACGCACCUCCUCACCCUUGUCCUCCAGGGCGCCCAGGAUCGCGCCGUCCGUCUCGCCGCAAGCGUGUACCUCAAAAACAUCGUCAAGUCAAGAUGGGAAGACGACGAGCCACCCGUGCCGGAGGCAGACAGAGCUGCCCUCCGUAAUGCACUCGUUCCAGCUAUGAUUCAGCUAUCGAAUGCGUCGGAUAAGGCUGUCCGGGCGCAGGUCGCGGAGUCGAUAUCGCUCAUCGCGAAGGUGGACUUCCCCGAGCAGUGGCCGGAUUUGGUCGACAGCCUUGUAUCUUCCCUAUCCGAAACCAAUUUCGAGGUCAAUAUCGGCGUGCUCCAAACCGCGCACUCCAUCUUCCGCCCGUGGCGCGCUGAAGCACGCUCCGACGCGCUUUUCACCGUGAUCAACUACGUCCUCUCCCGCUUCACGCGUCCCUUCCUCCAAAUAUUCUUGCACACCACCAACCUGCUGUUCUCGAGCCCUCCGCCUGCCAACCUGCCACAGGUUGCACAGGCAAUGGUCUUCCUCGUCGACAUCUUCUACGAUUUGACUUGCCAAGAUCUGCCGCCGGAUAUCGAGGACUCGCAUGCACAGUUCUUUGGCCCGGAGAGUGGAUUGUUCUUGAAGUUGCUUCAGUGGGACCCGCCUUCGCUCCAAGGAGAUCCCGAUGAUACUACCCCGUCCCUCCCUUCGCAAAUCAAAACGAGCAUCCUGGAGAUUGUGGAGCUAUUCGUCAAGCUCUACCCGGAAACGCUCCAGGCAUCCGCAUCAGUGGAGGCCUUCGUCCGGUCGAUCUGGGACCUCGUCGGUGGCGGAAAGAGGCCGUCGGUUGCGGAUGAUGGGCUCGUUUCCCAAUCUCUCCGGUUCAUCGCUUCCGCGAUCCGGACGGGUUACUACAAGGACCUGUUCGGCUCGAAAGAGACUAUUUCAGGGCUUGUGCAGGGUGUCGUCGUUCCCAAUGUCUCUCUACGGGAACACGAUCUCGAGCAGUUCGAGGACGACCCGCUUGAGUACAUCCGGCUCGACCUCGCGCUCCCAUCCAUGGGCGGCCUCGGCGUGUCAAACGACGCAGUCACUCGGCGACAAGCCGCCGCGGAGGUGCUCCGGGCGCUGGUCGCCUCCGGCCUCGAGGCGGAAACGACCGAGGUGACCGGCGCAUGGAUUGGCCAGGGGCUUAACGAGUACGCGGCCAACAAAACAGAGAACUGGCGCGCAAAAGACACGGCCAUUUACCUGCUGACGGCGGUUGCGACGCGUGGGAGCACGACACAGCACGGUGUUACGUCGACGAACGCGCUCAUCGACGUCGUGCAGUUCUUCUCGGACCAUGUGUUCCAGGACCUGCAGGCUGACCCGAGCAGCAUCCACCCGAUCCUGCAGGUUGAUGCCAUCCGCUUCCUCUACACGUUCCGCAACCAGCUCGUCAAGCCACAGCUACUUUCUGUGCUACCGUCGCUCGUGCGCCAUUUGUCUUCAGAAAACUAUGUAUGCUACACGUAUGCCGCGAUCAGUAUUGAGCGUAUCCUGUUCAUCCGCCAAGGCAACCAGCCCAUGUUCUCGACCGUGGAUGUCAAGGAGAUCGCGCCUCAGACGCUCGAUGCGCUCUUUUCCAGGGUCGAGAAGGCGCCUACUCCCGAAAAGGUCGCGGAGAACGACUACCUGAUGAAGUGCGCGAUGAGGGUCAUUGUUACGGCACGCUCAGGGCUGGCGGACGGGUAUCAGCGCCUCCUGCAAAGGCUGGUCGCGAUCUUGGGCGUCAUCUCGAAGAAUCCGAGCAACCCGAAUUUCGACCAGUACAUCUUUGAGAGCAUCUCUGCGUUGUUAAGGUUUGUUGUGCAGGCGAACCCGAGCACUCUUGCGACGUUCGAGCAAGCGCUAUUCGGGCCUUUCACCAUCAUCCUCCAGCAGGAUAUCGAGCAGUACAUCCCCUAUGUGUUCCAGAUCCUCGCGCAGAUGCUCGACCUGCAUGCGGGAGAAGUGCCGGCCGAGUACCGGAGCCUCCUGCCGUUCCUGCUCACGCCCGCGUCGUGGCAGCAAAAGGGCAGCAUCCCGGGCCUCGUGAAGCUCCUGAAGGCGUUCCUGGCGCGCGACGCGCCGGCAAUGGUCGCCGCGGGCCAGCUAACGCAAGUGCUCGGCGUCGUCCAGCAGCGUCUUAUCCCGUCGAAGCUCAACGACGGGUGGGGCUUCGAGCUGCUGCAGGCGGUCGUCCAACAUGUACCUUCGGCGACCGUGAAGCAGUACUUCAAGUCGAUCAUCAUCACGUUGCUUACCCGGCUGCAGACGAGCAAGACGGACAAGUUUGUGUACCACUUUGUGUACUACCUCGGGUUCUGCCUCGCCAUCGCCAAGGACGACAUUACCCCCGAUUACAUCGUGGGCCAGGUCGAGUCCAUCCAGCCACAGCUUUGGUCGCAGAUCCUGGCGAACUUUGUGAUCCCGCAGGUGCCCAAGAUGCCGCAGAAGGACCGCAAGGUGGUCGUUGUCGGCCUUACGCGCCUCCUCUCCCAGUCCACGCUCAUGCACCAGGGUGCACUAGUCCAGUCAUGCCCGCCGACGUUCGAGGCGCUCGUAAAGCUCUUCCGCGUCGGCCAGCAGCUGUCAAAGAAGGACGACGAGGACCCGGACGCGGGGCUCACGCAGAUCGACUACGAGGAGCAGACGGCGGGGUACCAGGCCGCGUACUCGCGGCUCGCGGCGGCGGAGACCGCGCCCGUGGACCCGGUCGCGCACGUCAGGGACCUCCCGGCGUUCGUGGGCCAGGAGUUUGCGGGGCUGUCUGGGCGGUUCCCGGAUGUGGCGGGGUGGGUGGGGCAGACGGACGCGAACUUGACGGGCACGUUCUUGCAGGGGCUCGCUUCGGCUGGGUACAAUAUCUGAGGGUGUAGUUGUGUGAGUGGGGGGGGGUAUGAUGAACGAUGAGGUAGAGGGAUAUGGAUCACAUUUGUAGCAUUGCACGCAUGUAUGGCAUGAGUCUUCAAUCAAGCAACUAG
Trametes versicolor FP-101664 SS1 is the source of this 3130-nucleotide messenger RNA. Its product is annotated as Cse1-domain-containing protein. The transcript is spliced from 16 exons. Gene Ontology annotation, cellular component: cytosol; nuclear envelope. Lineage: Eukaryota; Fungi; Basidiomycota; Agaricomycetes; Polyporales; Polyporaceae. Gene Ontology annotation, biological process: protein import into nucleus; protein export from nucleus. The coding region runs from base 48 to 3017 and encodes 989 amino acids. Gene Ontology annotation, molecular function: small GTPase binding; nuclear export signal receptor activity. The record is from RefSeq and is a predicted model, not a curated record.